GCGGGCCACCAGUGGUAGUGUGGACUGUGUAGUAGUGUGCCGCUGGCCGCCAGUCUCAGUCGUCUUUAUCACACUCCGUCACUGUUUUCCUAAUUGAGGGGAAUUCCCCUGUCGGUUACAAAUCGCCACCCUCACCCAAACAAGAAGCUAGGUGUCCCUGUUACCUGCGGCAGCGGACCAAUGGGAAGCCACAAGAGAGGCGGAGUCUGAAUGAGGCAUCCCACUGGUCGACGCGCUGACUCUAAGAAAACAUUCAUGAUACACACAAGUUUCGUCCUUAGUACUUAUCAUCCAUAAGACGCUAGUUGAAUGCCCAAAACCCGGAGUGUGUGUCAGUGGAGUGUUGUGGUGCCGUGGCGUGGCAGCACUGAGUCGCGCCUCGCACACCUCAGGCGCAAGGUGUGUAGUCACAGCUGCAGCAGAUCACAGUUGAGGAUGAAACACGAGUGACAGUGUCCAACAAAGUAAAAAUCUAUCAAGUAGUAAUAGAAAAUUUAUCAGUUUCUAAGAAGCAUCACAAGUCAUGCCAGCCACACCCUCCACUCUGCUGCGCCUCUUCAGCCGAGGAGUGCGACAACAUGCUCCUGGACCACUCCGUUCCUCUCUCCGGGCCACUUCUGUCUCAAAGUCUGACGUGGCCCCUGCCGGAGACAUCACCAGCACUCCCAUACCUGAAAUCACAGAUGCGUUUCCAGGACUCCACACCCAUGAACACAUCCAUCAGUUUUCGCUAGACCAUCCGGAGGAGUUCUGGGGUCAGCUGGCCAGAUCGCGGCUUGAGUGGCAGCGGGAGUUCAAGACAGUGACGGCCCAUGAACCAGAGAAAGCAAUAUUUAGGUGGUUCCCUGACGGCCAACUCAACGUGUCGGUGAACUGCGUAGACCGUCACGCCCGCCAUGAUCCCGACCGAGUGGCGCUGCUGUGGGAGAAGGACGAGCCGGGACAGCAAGAGGCAAUUACCUACAGGGAACUGAAGGAUGAGGUAUGCCGGCUGGCCAACGUCCUGCGAGCGAGCGGCGUCGGGAAAGGGGACAGGGUGGCCCUCUACCUGCCAGUGUCGCCCCUCGCUGUGGCUUCUAUGCUAGCCUGCGCCAGGAUCGGGGCUGUCCAUUCCGUUGUCUUCGCUGGUUUCUCCGCUGAAGCUCUUGCCUCCAGGAUCCAAGACGCCGGGGCAGAGACGGUGAUCACGACAGACCAGGCAGUGCGGGGCGGCAAAGUGAUCCAGCUGAAGCAAGUGGUGGACGCUGCGGUGGUCAAGUGUCCUUCCGUCAAGCGGGUGUUCGUAGGCUCGCGGACCGGAUCCCAGAUGAAGAUGGGGCCCAAAGACAUAGCGCUGGAAAAAGCUCUGAGCUGCGAGGGAACUGAGUGCGAACCAGCUGUGCAGGACGCCGAGGACUUGCUGUUCUUGCUGUACACCUCUGGCAGCACUGGAUCACCUAAGGGCGUGGCGCACACUACUGCCGGCUACCUCCUCUACGCAGCCACCACACAUAAGCACGUGUUCGAUUACCGUGAUGGAGACGUGUUUGGCUGCGUGGCGGAUGUCGGCUGGAUCACUGGCCACUCCUACGUGGUGUACGGUCCCCUGGCUAACGGCGCCACCACGGUACUCUUUGAGAGCACUCCAACAUACCCAAAUCCAGGUCGGUACUGGGAGACGGUAGCACGGUUGGGCAUUACUCACUUUUACUGCGCCCCCACCGCGCUGCGUCUGCUGCUGCGUUACGAGGACGACUGGGUGAAACGCUAUGACCGCUCCACGCUGCGGGUGCUCGGGUCGGUGGGUGAGCCGCUCAACCACGAAGCGUGGCACUGGUUCAAUGAUCUGGUGGGCGAGAAGCGCUGCACACUUGUGGACACCUGGUGGCAGACAGAAACUGGAGGCAUCAUGAUCAGCCCGCGACCCUCGGCACCAAGCGCCCCCGUCCUGCCAGCCCUACCCAUGCGGCCAAUGUUCGGAGUGAAGCCUGUUCUGUGCGACCCAAACGGAGGUGUGGUGGAGGGCAUGGGCGUGGACGGCGCUCUGUGCGUUGGAUCCGUGUGGCCGGGUAUUGCUCGCACCAUCUACGGUGACCACAAGCGCUACAUUGACACCUACUUCAGUCCGUACAAAGGACAUUACUUCAGCGGCGACGGCGCCCACCGAGACCAAGACGGCUACUACCACAUCACAGGUCGCAUGGAUGACGUCAUUAACGUCACUGGACAUCGCCUGGGUACCGCCGAGGUGGAGGACGCCAUGAUGGAGCACCCUGAUGUGGCCGAGGUGGCGGUGGUCGGGUUCCCGCACGAGGUGAAGGGCGAGGGUGUGUUUGCCUUCAUGAUUCUCAAGGACCACACACAUGAAUCCACUGAGGAGAUCAAAAACGACCUCAAGAAACUGGUGCGCUCCAAGAUAGCUGGUUACGCCGUUCCUGAGACCUUCCUGGUGUGUCCGGGACUGCCUAAGACACGCUCGGGCAAGAUCAUGCGUCGUAUCCUGAGAAAGGUGGCUGCCAACAAGCCUGGAGAGCUGGGCGACAUUUCCACCCUGGCUGACCCCUCCAUCGUCCAAAGCAUUAUCGAAGCGUACAACAACGAGAAGCGCUGAUGCUACACGCGACGCCACUCCACUACACGACACUGCGCAGAGCAACACAACAUGGCGCCAUAUUCAGAAACGCUUCCCUCUCUCACCGCGACCAUUUCUAAAGACUACAAAGACGAUUAGCCGAGUUCUAAAGAGUAUUUUUUUUUCUGUUGAUAAUCCAAAAAACUAGUUAACAUCUUACUAAAAUCACAGAAAGUCUUAAAAACCAGUGUCACUUCAACUAGAG
Messenger RNA from Portunus trituberculatus (swimming crab), 2816 nucleotides. Its product is annotated as acetyl-coenzyme A synthetase 2-like, mitochondrial. Lineage: Eukaryota; Metazoa; Arthropoda; Malacostraca; Decapoda; Portunidae. Gene Ontology annotation, molecular function: acetyl-CoA synthetase activity; AMP binding. The transcript has 12 exons. Gene Ontology annotation, cellular component: mitochondrion. The coding region runs from base 524 to 2590 and encodes 688 amino acids. The record is from RefSeq and is a predicted model, not a curated record.